Messenger RNA from Psammomys obesus (fat sand rat), 1188 nucleotides. RefSeq names its product solute carrier family 5 member 4A-like. Gene Ontology annotation, molecular function: D-glucose:sodium symporter activity. Lineage: Eukaryota; Metazoa; Chordata; Mammalia; Rodentia; Muridae. The record is from RefSeq and is a predicted model, not a curated record. Gene Ontology annotation, cellular component: plasma membrane. Gene Ontology annotation, biological process: sodium ion transport; transmembrane transport.
CCUACAGCCAUGGCCAGCACGGCAAGCGUCAUUUCCAGCACUGGAAGCUCAGAGCUGUCCUCCCUGUCAGCGAACAUCAAUAAUGCUGCUGACAUCUCUGUCAUUGUCAUCUAUUUUGUGGUGGUGAUGGCUGUUGGAGUGUGGGCAAUGCUGAAGACAAACAGAGGCACCGUUGGAGGCUUCUUCCUGGCGGGACGAGCUAUGACUUGGUGGCCAAUGGGCGCCUCUCUGUUUGCCAGCAACGUCGGCAGUGGCCACUUUGUGGGCCUGGCUGGGACAGGUGCAGCUUCAGGAAUUGCUGUUACAGCAUUUGAAUCACAUUCGUUUGCCUUGUUGCUGCUCCUGGGGUGGUUUUUUUUGCCCAUCUAUAUCAAGGCAGGGGUGAUGACCAUGCCAGAAUAUCUCAAGAAGCGGUUCGGUGGGAAAAGACUCCAGAUCUAUCUCUCUGUCCUCUCCCUUUUCAACUGUGUGGUGCUGUCAAUCUGAGCGAACAUCUUUUCUGGAGCCAUAUUCAUAAAGCUGGCUUUUGGGUUGGACCUUUACCUGGCUAUCUUCAUCCUUUUGGCUAUAACAGCUGUUUUCACAAUCACAGGGGGCUUGGCAUCUGUGAUUUACACAGACAUCCUCCAGGCCAUCAUUAUGCUCAUUGGAUCUUUCAUUCUCAUGGUAUUUGAUAAGCCAGGACUGUCAUUUGUUGAAGUUGGAGGCUAUGAAAAUUUUACAGAGAAGUACAUGAACGCCAUUCCAUCUGUGGUGGAGGGGGACAACCUGACCAUCAACCCCAGGUGCUACACUCCUCAGGCAGACUCCUUCCAUAUUUUCAGAGACGCGGUCACUGGAGACAUUCCCUGGCCAGGAACCGCAUUUGGAAUGGUUAUUACAGCCAUGUGGUACUGGUGCACAGACCAGGUCAUUGUACAGCGCUGCUUGUGUGGCAAGAACAUGUCUCACGUGAAGGCGGCCUGCAUCCUGUGUGGCUACCUGAAGCUGCUGCCCUUAUUCUUCCUGGUGAUGCCAGGGAUGAUCAGCCGCAUUCUGUACACAGGCACAUACAACCUGGGUGACUCUAAUACAUCACCAAGUCCGGCUCCCAACACAAGGUACAAUGGUGGCUGCCUCUCAAACACAGAUUCUCCAUGCUCUCAGGAAACACUGCCUAAAAGAUUUCACCUCAGUGAUGCUUCUUAA